GUGAGGCUGGAUUGUGGGAAUGCUGGGUGUGGCCUGGCAUUUCAGUUGGGACAUCCAGGGCGAGUGUCUCUUGAAAGUCAUCUGAUGUGAGGAUGGCGAGUGGGGUGAAAUCACAGCCCGGGGAUCGCUUCCCAGAGGAGGAUAUCAGGAAACCACCUGCAGCAGCCAACGAGGGGGAUGAAGGAACAGAACAACAGCUCCCGAAGAUCAGGACGAGAGGCAGGAACCAUGGAGACCAGACCUGGCCGUCAAGGAAAGUGAUUAAUGGAAUUAUACAGGGUCAAUGCCAAAUAAGUUCCACAGAUGAUGAGAUAACCCAGUCACUGGAGAUAGUCUCAGAGGAAUAUGAGUGGCCUCAAUCUAAGAAUUCUCUGUUACUAAUUGAAGAACUGCGAAUGGACUGUAAAGAUUCUGUCAGUUUAUUGAAAAUCCAGGAUGCGGUACUUGCAUAUGAAAGAUUAAUAGAAUUUAAAAAAAAUCACUGCAGACUCCUAAUAAGAAAAGCUAAACAUAUGGAAAAUAAGGUGUGUAGACUACACAAAAAGCUCUCAGAACUAAGAGAAGUGAAAUCACAGUUGGAGCAACAAGCAGUGGAAUGGGAACAGAAGUGCUGCAGUUUGAGAUUUACAUUGAAGAAAGAAAAAGAGGAGAGAAGAAAUGCCAAUAUAUUGUGUGAAAAAAUUAGGGAAGAGUUAAAAAGAAAAGAAAAGCAAUAUAAUAAAGAAGUUGAAGAGAAAGGACGACUUGAGCUUACCCUGAGAGCACGAGAAAUGGAAUUGAAGAUUGUAAGAAGUAAUUUGAAUCAGCUGCAAGAAGUCCAGAAUCACAAUGCUGUACAAGAAACCAUGAAGAAGCAGGACUACUUGGAGAAGUACAGUUGAAACUAGCACACCAAAUAGCUUGAAUAUUUACAAAGAGGAUGAGUGUAGGAUUGGAGUGGUAUCAGUGAAACCAGAGAAAAUUUUCAGCCUUAAACCAUUUUAAAAUGCAAAUGUUCUAUGUUAUCCCUAUAUUUGUGCUUAUCCAGAAAACACAUUGAAAAAUGGUAGUUACUGAAUUAUUUACUUUUAAAUCAUUCAAGGAUGAAUGUAAAUUAUGUCUUAGAUGUUAAUAAUUUAUGUGGUU
This is a messenger RNA of Ochotona curzoniae (black-lipped pika), 1125 nucleotides long. RefSeq names its product ankyrin repeat domain-containing protein 26-like. The transcript is spliced from 7 exons. The coding region runs from base 93 to 881 and encodes 262 amino acids. The record is from RefSeq and is a predicted model, not a curated record. Lineage: Eukaryota; Metazoa; Chordata; Mammalia; Lagomorpha; Ochotonidae.